Brassicogethes aeneus is the source of this 2876-nucleotide messenger RNA. The record is from the annotation of a GenBank genome assembly. Lineage: Eukaryota; Metazoa; Arthropoda; Insecta; Coleoptera; Nitidulidae.
UUGACGUCGAUGUUGGAUAGAGUUUUGUUUUUGUGCACGAGGUCAAGACUAUUUCGUUUGUUAUUUUGUUAUUGUUUUGUUUCGCCUGUUUGAUGCAAUUUGAAUAAUUCGAAGAACGUCAAAAGGCUUUUAAAUUUUAUAUCGGUCGUGUCCGAAGUAUGGAAGGACUUCGAAUGGCCAUACAAACCAGGCUUGGAGAGAGGAUGGUCAGCAUGAAUUCAACCCUGGUGGAGACAGUCAGUAUAAAUUAUGAAGAUUUUAAUGAGAGCUUUCUGACUUGCGGAACAUGUCUAUAUAGCGUUUGGAGCGGCAUGUACGACGGGCAGGAGCACACUCCGAAGCUGCUGCAAUGCUCGCACACCGUCUGCCUGCACUGCCUGACGCGGAUCGCCGCCUCGCAGACCCGCGACACCGGCUCGUUCCGCUGUCCCAUAUGCAGGGAAUUGAUCACCAUCCCCCGCGGCGGCGUCUCGGCGCUGCCGCCCUCCUUCCUGGUCAACCAGCUGCUGGACCUGAUGUCCCGCCAGAGGCGCGAGGUCAUACCCAAGUGCUCGGUGCACAUCAACCAGGAGCUGCUCUUCUGCGAGACGUGCGACACGGUUUUUUGCACGCUGUGCACCGGAGGCUCGCACAACGAUUCGGCGAACAGCUGCGAGCACACGAUCAUACCGUUUUCCAUUGCGAUCAAACGGAUGAGCGAGAUUUUGCUCUAUAAGGCCAACGAGUGUAUUUCAAAGUUGACACAGGCUCAGGAGGGCGUAAGUGGCGAACUGCAAAAACUAGAUGCCGCCAAAGACGCUUGCCUGGAACAGAUUAACUCGACAUUCCAGCAGAUUCAAAACGAUCUCGACAAAAGAAAACAAGAAUUAAUAGAUGAGGUCAACAAAAUGUGCACCGAAAAGAAAAAAGUUCUCGAAGAGCAGCAUUUAUUGAUAGAAAAUGAAAAAAAUAAGGUGGAGCAAGAGUGUCAAGGCCUGCAAUACCAGGUGGAAGUGCGCAACAUAACUCAAAGAAUCGAAAUACUCACCGAACGCCUGGACGCCGCUUCCGGUCUGGGCGAGCCGCGCGAAAACUCCUUCUUGACGUGCGACUUCCGGCAAAACGACUGCAUCGAGCAAAUCGAGAGCCACCUGCACAACUUGGGCAGGGUGCGCACGAGCACCACCUUCCCGAGCCUGUGCUCGGCCACGCUGGAGUGCGACGUCAUCUCGGGCAUCGAGGCUUUCAUCACGCUUAAAACGGUCGAUUACCACGGCAAUCCGCAGAAGAACGGCGGCGAUCCCAUCAAGGCGGACAUGGCGCUGGUCAGCGCGGACGUGGUCGGCGCCACCGGCAGCGUGCCGUUGAGGAUAGUCGACGGCGAGGAUGGCACGUACAAGAUAUGCUUUAGGGCUCCAAGAGCUGGCCGAUACGGCGUGAACCUGGCCGUCAUAGAUCGGCCGAUAAAAGACACCCCUCUCUACUUCGACGUCACCGAUCACAACAAUCCGAUCUGCGUGUACGGCGGAAGGGGAAGCGGAAAGGACGAGUUCAUGCAGCCCGUCGCAGUGGCUGUGGACGAAAAGGACAACAGCGUCUAUGUGCUGGACACAGGCAAUUCGAGAAUCAAAGUGUUGAACGAGGACAUGGAGUUUGUUAAGCACAUCACUAAUGAUGGACUGUUGGGAAGGAGCUGUACAGGUAUUGCGAUUUCCAAUGACGGUUUGGUGGUGGUGAAUUGGCGCACGAAAUUCAUAACGGAGAUGACCACCGACGGCGAAACUUUGAAGUCUUUCACGUACAACGCGUUUCAGGAACCGAUCGAUUUGGCGGUCGACAAAAGUUACGGUCACGUUCUGGUGGCCGAUAACGGAAUGAGUUGCGUGUUCGUAUUCGAUGCAGAAGGAAAAAUACUGUUUAAGGUUGGUAAGAAGGGUACCUUUAACCUCAUCUCUUCAGUGACGGUUGGUCCUCUUGGUGAGAUAGUCGUUGCUGAUUCUAGGAUUCAAGUUUUUUCUGCAAAAGGUGAUUUUAUGGAAGUUUUGUAUGAUGAAGGAAAAGGUAAAGGACGUUAUGGAGGCAUCGUAGUGGAUUCGGAUAGCAAAAUCCUGGCGAGCAGGACCGAACAAAAAGGCAAGGCGUACGUUCAGCUGCUGUCGUUGACCGACAACAACCUGAACAACGCCAUCGACUCGAACGAGAACAAGCUGAAAAGGGCAAGCGGCGUUGCCGUCACCAACGACAAUCACGUCAUCGUUGUAGAUCUGGGCAAUAAUUGCGUCAAGAAGUAUCUGUAUUGGUAAUCGGUUUCUCUAUAUGCACCACUUCUAUAAUAAUAAUUAUUAUUAUAUGAGUAUUUGAUCUCUGUUCCAGAGAAUUACAAGCAAUCCACUGUUAACACUACGAUACAUAUAAUGUUACAUAUUUACAACAUUGUAGAAUUGUGCAGCAGCUUUAAUUCUCGUUUUUAUGCCUUAAUAAAUGAGAAAAAUGUUAUUUCUGCAUUCAUUUUUCAUGCACCUCAUAUAUAUAUUUAUUAUUUAUUUACAAUAAGCGAAUUGAUUACAAUUUUUAAAGCCGUGGAUGUAUUUGAGAAACUAUUUUAGGGGCAUUUUAUAACAAUGUUUUUUUUUAUUUUAUUUUGUACAAAUUGAUAUAUAUUUAAUUUUAACGGUUAUUUAAUACAUCCAUGCACCUUAAAUGGCAUUGAAGUAAACUUAUGCGAUUUUUUCCACGCUUCCUGCCAUAUAUUUUAAUAAAUUUCCUUUUUGUUAAGUACUUAAUUUUUAUGUCUAAAACAUAAUUUUGUAGCAUAUUUUUUUGUACAAAGGAUAUACUUUUCUAGUCAUUAGUCUGUAUUUUUAUACGUGUACAAUUUUGUACAUAAUAAAACGUUA